AUGGUGAACAACAUGAUGAAAGCAGCUGUUUUAAACGAAUUCGGAACAUUAUUGGAAAUAAAACAAGUACCAAUUCCUCAACCAGGACCAAAUGAAGUUCUCGUUAAGUUGAUUGCUUGUGGAAUAUGUCAUACCGAUCUACAUGCAGCUCGUGGAGAUUGGCGUAUCAAACCUGUUUUACCUCUCAUUUUGGGACACGAAGGAAUCGGUCGAAUAGUCGAGUUUGGACAAAAUGUUUCUUUUGAAAAGUAUAAUUUAAAGUUAGAUGAACUUAUUGGUAUUCAAUUUCUACAAGGAACUUGUCUAGAAUGUGAAUUUUGUUUGAAUGGACGAGAAACUCUAUGCAAUUCAAAAGUUACGACGGGACAAACGAAGAAUGGUGCCUUCGCUGAAUAUGCUUUAAUAAAUGCUGAUUUUGUAAUAAAAUUACCUGAUGGAUUAGAUCCGUUGAAUGCAGCACCACUCUAUUGUGGCGGUGUAAGUAUGUAUAAAGCUUUGAAGGUUUCUCAAGCUGGACCAAAUGAUUGGAUUUCUAUUGUUGGUGUUGGUGGUUCUCUUGGAAUCAGAUAUGCAAAAAUAAUGGGCUUUCGUGUCAUUGGCAUCGUAGCAGAAAAAGAUCAGGCCGCUGUCGAUCUAGCUCGUGAAAUGGGAGCUGAUGAAGUUUACGAUGGUCCUAGUGAUCAACAUAGUAACUUUAUCAAAGAGAAAACCAAUGGAGGUGUUCAAGCAGCACUUGUGACUAUUCCUCUGGUAUCUGCAUAUGAACAAGCAUUACAAUCAUUAAAACAAGGUGGUCGCCUCGUUAUGAUUGGUAUUCCAAUAGAUAACCUUGCGAUUUCAAUCGGUGUUUGUAUAGCCAGACAGAUUGAAAUCGUAGGCACACUUGUCGGCACACGAACCGAUCUGAAAGAGACACUCGAUAUUGCACAAAAAUAUGAUAUUAAAUGCAAAGUACAAACAUGUCAACUAGAACAAGUUAAUGAUAUUCUCAAUGAUAUGAGAAAUUACCGUUUAACAGGUCGUAUGGUCAUUGAUUUUACUGGAAAUUCGAAAUAA
Molecule: messenger RNA, 1056 nt
Organism: Adineta steineri
Lineage: Eukaryota; Metazoa; Rotifera; Eurotatoria; Adinetida; Adinetidae
Source: the annotation of a GenBank genome assembly